CGGGGGGCGGCCGGGGCGCUGCGGGGCUGGGCGCGCACGCACGCCGGGGACCGCUGAGCCGUGCGCCUUGGGGAGCGAGCGCCCCGCAGGAGCUGGAAACUUUCCCAGCGGCAGGGAGCAAAAAGUCUAAUAAAGAUGUUAAAAGCUGUAUUGAAGAAGAGUCGAGAAGGAGGAAAGGGAAGCAAGAAAGAGUCAGGUGACUUUUGUGCUGAGAAUGCACCUCAAAUUAUCAGCGCAUCUGGCCACAGAACAGAUUUUCCCAUAAGUAAUAUUUCGGGAGGAGAAGACCCAUACAGGACAACCUUUACAAAAGGAGUUUCCAUGUCUUUGCCUUCAUCUCCCUUACUGCCUCGUCAGUCUUAUUUGGUGCAGUCAAGAUCAAACAAAAAAUCUCCAGGUCCAAUCAGGAAGCCCAAGUAUGUGGAGAGUCCCAGAGUACCAGGAGAUGCAGUUAUAAUACCAUUGAGAAAAGUGUCAGAGUCAACAGAAUCCAAUCAGAAUGAGGCAAAGCCAGACAAUGAAUCGAGCUGUUCGCCUGCAGCUCAGGAACUGUUGACGAGACUGGGAUUUUUGCUGGGAGAAGGGAUCCCAAGCACUGCACACAUCGCCCUUGAAGAAAAAAAUGAAACCAUGUGUACAGCUCCUAGCCAAGGAAUUAGUCCUUGCUCUACACUAACGAGCAGUACCACAUCACCUAGCACUGACAGUCCCUGCUCAACCUUGAAUAGCUGUGUCAGCAAGACGGCAGCGACCAAAAGUCCCUGUGGGACCAUUAGCAGUCCUAGUUCCACACUGGAAAGCAAGGACAGUGGGAUUAUAGCCACAAUUACGAGUUCAUCUGAGAACGAUGACCGGAGUGGCUCCAGUUUGGAAUGGAGUAAAGAUGGAAGCUUAAGAAUUGGAGUCCAACAAGGAAUUCUUCAUGAUCGGAGGGCAGAUAAUUGUUCCCCAGUGGCAGAAGAGGACACAACUGGAUCAACAGAGAGUCUGCCCAAAGCAGAAGUAUCUGCUGGAGAUGGUCCUGUUCCAUACACACAGAACUCCAGCUCCCUAAUCAUGCCCCGGCCUAACUCAGUUGCAGCAACAAGCUCAACCAAGUUGGAAGAUUUGAGCUACUUAGAUGGACAGAGGAAUGCUCCACUUCGAACCUCAAUUAGAUUGCCAUGGCACAAUACUGCUGGAGGUCGAUCACAGCAAGAAAUUAAAGCACGGUUUGUCCCUUACAAGCCACAAGACAUUUUGUUGAAGCCACUGUUGUUUGAAGUGCCAAGCAUAACAACAGACUCUGUGUUCGUUGGAAGGGAUUGGCUCUUUCAACUGAUAGAAGAAAAUUUGAAGAAUACAGAGUUGGCAGAAAACAGGGGAGCCGUCGUUGUUGGAAAUGUGGGAUUUGGGAAGACUGCAAUUAUUUCUAAGUUGGUGGCACUUAGCUGCCAUGGGAGCCGCAUGAGACAGAUUGCUUCAAACAGUCCCAGUUCAUCGCCUAAAAGUUCUGACCCCUGCCAAGAUCUUCCUUUCACCCCAUUGUUCUCACCCAAUGCUUCCACAGGUGCUACCAGUGCUGUAAAAGCCCCAAGUUGUCCUGGUACUCCUGAGCAUCCAAGACCAGUAGAUGGUGCCUUGAGAUACCUUGCCUCUAAGGUUGUGGCCUAUCACUACUGCCAAGCUGACAAUACCUACACAUGCCUGGUCCCUGAAUUUGUGCACAGUAUCGCGGCUUUGCUGUGCCGGGCGCAUCCAUUGGCUGCCUACAGAGACCUGCUGAUAAAGGAGCCGCAGCUACAGAGCAUGCUGAGCCUUAGGUCAUGUGUUCAGGACCCAGUGGCAGCAUUCAUCAGAGGAGUCCUGGAACCACUUGCAAACCUCAGAAAUGAACAGAAAAUUCCAGAGGAAGAAUACAUUAUUUUGAUAGAUGGCCUAAAUGAAGCUGAGUUUCAUAAACCCGAUUAUGGAGACACACUUUCUUCAUUUAUUACCAAAAUUAUUUCUAAAUUUCCUGCCUGGCUGAAGUUGAUUGUAACUGUAAGAGCAAAUUUUCAGGAACUCAUAAGUGCAUUGCCAUUUGUCAGAAUUUCAUUAGAUGAUUUCCCUGAAAACAAAGAGAUUCACAAUGAUCUGAAUGCCUACGUCCAGUAUAGGAUCAACAGCAGCCAAGAGAUUGUCAACAACAUUUCUCUAAAUGGGAAAGCGGAUGCAGUCAUCAUUGGGAAAGUGAGCAACCAUCUUGUUAUGAGGAGCUUGGGAUCUUACCUGUACCUGAAGCUGACUUUGGAUCUCUUUCAAAGAGGACAUUUAGUGAUUAAAAGUGCAAGCUACAAAGUUGUUCCCGUGUCUCUGUCAGAACUCUAUUUGCUUCAGUGUAACAUGAAGUUCAUGACCAACUCUGCCUUUGAAAGAGCACUUCCCAUUUUAAAUGUGGCUCUUGCUUCCCUUCACCCCAUGACGGAUGAACAGAUUUUUCAGGCUAUCAAUGCUGGUCACAUACAAGGUGAACAGGAGUGGGAAGACUUUCACCAAAGAAUGGAAUCCCUUUCAUGCUUCUUGAUCAAAAGGAGAGAUAAAACACGCAUGUUUUGCCAUCCAUCCUUCAGGGAAUGGCUUGUUUGGAGAGCUGAUGGUGAAAACACUGACUUCUUAUGUGAGCCAAGGAAUGGGCAUGCUCUUUUGGCAUUUAUGUUCUCCAGACAGGAGGGAAAGUUGAACCGCCAACAAACCAUGGAACUUGGACAUCACAUUCUUAAGGCACAUAUUUUCAAGGGCCUCAGUAAAAAAACUGGAAUUUCUUCAAGCCACCUUCAAGCCCUGUGGAUUGGGUACAGCACCGAUGGACUGUCAGCCGCUCUUUCGUCCUUGAGAAAUCUUUACACUCCCAAUGUGAAGGUAAGCCGUCUCCUGAUCUUGGGGGGAGCCAAUGUCAACUACAGGACAGAAGUUUUGAAUAAUGCCCCAGUGUUGUGUGUCCAGUCUCACCUUGGCCAUGAGGAAGUGGUCAUUCUUCUGUUGGAAUUUGGAGCCUGUCUGGAUGGGAUGUCAGAGAAUGGCAUGACCCCACUCUGCUAUGCAGCAGCUGCUGGCCAUAUGAAUAUAGUCUCUCUACUGUCCAAAAAGGGAGCAAGGAUUGAUCACCUGGACAAGAAAGGCCAAUGUGCAUUAGUUCACAGUGCUUUAAGGGGACAUUGUGACAUCCUUAAAUAUUUGCUGAAUUAUGACUGGGCAGCAAGUACCCAUCAGCAAAGCGUGUUAAAGAAAAGCCAGGCACUUCAGCAGGCAUUGACUGCGGCCGCCAGUAUGGGUCACAAUGAGGUGGUCCAGUGCUUGCUGGGAAUGGAAAAGGAAUAUGAAGUAGAUGUCAAUGGCACAGACACAUUAUGGGGAGAAACAGCUCUGACGGCUGCUGCAGGAAGAGGGAAGCUGGAAGUGUGUGAAUUGCUCCUUCAAUGUGGAGCGGCUGUGUCCAGAACCAACAAAAGAGGGAUCCCACCUUUGUUCUGUGCGGUGCGCCAGGGCCACUGGCAGAUUGUCAGACUGCUGUUAGAACAUGGCUGUGAUGUGAACUCAAGUGACAAGCAGGGGCGAACCCCACUCAUGGUGGCUUCUUGUGAGGGGCAUCUCAGCACUGUGGAAUUUCUGCUGUCCCAAGGUGCAGCUAUUUCUUCUCUAGAUAAAGAGGGACUGUCGGCAUUAAGUUGGGCAUGUCUGAAAGGCCAUAGAGGAGUAGUUCAGUACCUGGUUGAGAAGGGAGCUACAAUAGAUCAAACAGACAAGAAUGGACGCACACCCUUAGAUCUGGCAGCAUUUUAUGGUGAUGCGGAUACUGUGCUCUAUCUUGUGGAAAAAGGAGCUAUCAUUGAGCACGUGGACCACAGUGGCAUGCGCCCUUUGGACAGGGCAAUUGGCUGUCGGAACACAUCUGUCGUGGUCACAUUACUAAGAAAAGGAGCUAAAUUAGGAAAUGCAGCUUGGGCGAUGGCCACUUCCAAACCUGAUAUUCUAAUUAUCCUCUUACAGAAGUUAAUGGAGGAGGGAAAUGUGUUGUACAAGAAAGGGAAGAUGAAGGAAGCAGCCCAGAGAUACCAAUGUGCCUUAAGGAAAUUUCCUCGUGAAGGGUUUGGUGAAGACAUGAAAGCAUUCAAUGAACUACGCGUUUCCCUCUAUCUGAACUUGUCCCGGUGCCGAAGGAAAACAAAUGACUUUGGCAUGGCAGAAGAAUUUGCUUCCAAGGCUCUGGAGUUGAAACCAAAAUCCUAUGAAGCAUAUUAUGCCAGAGCAAGAGCAAAGAGGAAUAGCAGGCAAUUUGUGGCUGCUCUGGCUGAUCUGCAGGAGGCUGUGAAGCUUUGUCCCACCAACCAAGAAAUCAAGAGGCUUCUGAGUCGUGUAGAAGAAGAAUGCAAACAGCUGCAAAGAAGCCAGCAGCAGAAGCAACAGUGCCCCCCCUUGGCCCCAGCCAACGACUCGGACAAUGAGGAAGAAGCCCCAGCUCCUGGACUGGAUGAUCACUUUCCCACAGAGGAGGCUGAAGAGGAAGAGACAGUGCAGCCCGGGGACUUGGUUUCACUGCCUGUGAGGCCUCAGCCCUCUUCCUCAGCACCUGCACCAUAUAGUAGAACCUUUCAGGAAGGGCUGCAGCCAAAAGCAAGACCAGCUUCACCCACGAAUAGGCCAGGAAGCAGUAAGCUCCCAAGGGAGCCAAUUGUUCAGCCAGGUUUGAUAAUGCAGCCUACUAAGCGGGCACAGAUUGUGAAAACUAACCAGCACUUGAGUUCUCUUCAGUCUAACCUGAGAACUGGAGUAGGUACUAGUGGUGUGAAAAUUCAGGCUUCUUCUCAGAAUCCUCCCCCAAGUCCCAUGCCAGGAAGGUCCCCUGCGAUUCUCACUAACAGAAGCCAGCAUUUAGAGGGGACAGGUUCUUUCACCGCAGCACCCAACUCUGGCCUAUAUGGUGACCGGCUGGGCAUCAGCCAGAAUGCACAUCUGCAGCGCAGCGAGGGUGGCUCUGCAUAUCCUUUACCAAGCAAGGUUAAAACUGCAGAGAGGCUUCUAGCUCAUGCUUCCUUAGCUAUGGAUAUAGCCCCUCCAAACCAAAGUGUGUCAGUGAAUUGUAGUGAUAUGAGGCACGUAGGUUCUCUGGCUAAUUCAGCCUCUAAUGGUUCUCCAUCUGGAAGCAUGAAAAUGUCCAAUUCAGCCAGCAAUUUAGCUUCAAGUAGCAGUUUUUCAGAUGGCUUGAAGGCCCAAGGGGCAGAUGCAAGAAAUAAGGAGAAGGUGGCUAACAACCAGGUUCAGAGUGGUACAGCUGAACACAGACCACGCAAUACUCCAUUCAUGGGCAUUAUGGAUAAGACUGCAAGAUUCCAACAGCAGGGAAAUCCAUCCAACCGUACUUGGCAUUGCCAAGUGACCGAGGGGUUACUGACAAACCCAUCUGCAGCUGGCCUGCAGUCUUCACACUGUGAGCAGCAGCCCUCUGUCAAACAGGCAGGAGGAUACAAUAACCAAACUAAAAUGUGUUCUGCUUCCCCCCUGGGUGGAAUUGUCCACAAUGGGGCCCAGUUGAAGGAACUUGAGGAAAACAAGUGCCAAAUAUCAGCCCAUUGUCAAGACAGCCGGAGAGUCAAGAAUGUCUCUCAUUUGUAUCCGGAGAGUAUCUCUAAACAACAGCCCCCUAUGAGUAAGGAAACCCAUCGGAGUCAUAUCACGUCAGCAAAACCAAAGCGAUCAUUCAUAGAAUCAAAUGUGUAAGGAUUAAGAGCAGUGCUGUGUAAAAUAGACAAACAGUGUACUGGUUCCUGGGAUUAAUUACUAAUUGUGGCUGUUUCACUCUAAAAAUACAGAGAACUUUUCAGUUAUGGUUUUUGAUGUUUUCUGUAGGACUGAUGUGACUAAGUAUUGACCAUCAGUGGUAUCAAAAAGAGUAGGAUAAACCACUUUAAUAUGAAGCUAAAAGUCACCAUGAACAAGAAUGUUAACUGGAAUGUCAAGCAGAGCUGGAAAAAAUUGACACAGAAAUAGGGUUAGCCAUGACUGACUGUAAAAUUAUAAAACAGGGAGCAUCCAAGGAGAUCCUGUCUUGUAUCCUUUGCUUCUGAGACUGUUCAUAACUAUCUCUUUUCUGGGUCUUUGAUAUGAUGAAAAUCUCAGUAUUUCUCUAAGGAAUAUUUACACGUUUCUCACCCUGUGUGUAAGAAACUCCUAGAUCUGUAGGUAAAAAGCAGUCACUACAUGUGACCCAGAACUGUAGAUAAAUGCUUUUUGAAUGAGUAUUAUUCUAUAUUGGUGGCUCAGCAAACCUCCAGGUUAAUACAUAAGACAUGAUUUAGGAGUGACUUCUUAAGUCACCUCAAGCUGAGUCUGAGGUGGGACUAUAAAGUAAUGUGAUUGCUCCCCCAUGCCCCCUUCAAAACAAAACAAAACCCAAAUAUCCAAAUCAUUGUUUUCUUCAUUAAGGAAGUUGCCUUGAGAUGCUAUGCAUUUAUUUCAACAGUGUUGUCAUUGUUCAGUACCAUUUUUGGAACUGCUCUUUUAGAAUUGCCUUCAGAGCCUAUAGCUCUGUCCUCCCUGAAGGCUUUAUGUUCUCUUUUGAAGGGAAACUUAGUCCAAAGUGAACAAAAUCAAGGCUGAUGUUGCUGUUCUGGGCAGAAGUAAAGUAUUAACUAUAAAACAGUGCAAAUAGUUCUCUCAGUGUGAAGGAAGUUCUAGAAGGAGGGUUCUAGAAAUGUGAUCAAUGGCAACGUUGCUGGGGUGAAAUCCCACGGUGACUGCUUUGAAAGAUAAAAACUCAUUUAGGUGUUCACAUUCUGCUCAGUCGAUAAAAUCACUCUUUACAGUCACACUCUCUGAAUAUAUAUGUAUGUAUAUAUCAAAGGUGGUCAGGUUUUACUUAAAACAUGUAAAUAUAAUUUUAUUUUCAAAUAGUUAAUCCAAAAAAAAAUACAGCCAUAGAUUUAAAUGCAUGUUUUUUUUAAAGCUUCAACCAUGCUGAUUAUUGCACUGAAUAAUAUAUUAUGGCAUGUUAUCAUUAUACUUGUAACCUGCACUUUAUAUAGUUUAUAUAAACACCUUUAAGGUGCUAAAGUCCAAAAUUAUGUAUCAUUCAUUUGUGGUGAUAAGGUACAGGAAAAAGGUGUUUUUAUAUGAAAACAUGAUGUGUUAUUUGAAGGUUUUAUUAUAACAAUUUGAAAGCAUUGGAUGUGCAUUUGUUUUAUAGGAUGGGGUGUGAAAUUUAUUUUCCAGAGUUGGGGAGAAGAAAAUUCUAUAUUUACAGAAGUGUUUUCAAAAUGAAGAGUUGUAAUGAAGUUCCUGUGAGAGUGUUUUGUACAAGUUGGAAUAUUCCAUUGUCAUUCUAAAGCAUUUGUUCUGUGUGUAUAGUGUGUACUUUGUAAAAACAGCUUUGUCCCUUUUUACAAGCUUUUCAUGAGUCUGCAUAUGAUUAC
This is a messenger RNA of Dromiciops gliroides (monito del monte), 7427 nucleotides long. RefSeq names its product tetratricopeptide repeat, ankyrin repeat and coiled-coil containing 1 (gene TANC1). The record is from RefSeq and is a predicted model, not a curated record. NCBI's taxonomy places the organism in Eukaryota, Metazoa, Chordata, Mammalia, Microbiotheria, Microbiotheriidae. The transcript has 26 exons. Gene Ontology annotation, cellular component: glutamatergic synapse. Gene Ontology annotation, molecular function: protein binding. Gene Ontology annotation, biological process: regulation of postsynapse organization. The coding region runs from base 136 to 5736 and encodes 1866 amino acids.